AUGUUACUAACAUCCGCUCAAAAGUACAAAUUUUCGACUGGUAUCAUCGAGCCGUGCGUUUCCGGCAUUUAUGCGACCUGUGCCCGGAAGCACGAAAAGCAGGCUGCUCAGGAGCUGACACAAUUGUUUCAGGAAAAACUCGAAGAAUGGUAUGGUGACGAACUGCGAGAGUUAGGCCAUGGCGAGAGCGACGACGAGUCCGAUAAUGACGCCUCUGUGGAAGAUAAGAUCAAGAAGGAGUUAGAAGCUCUUCAUGCAAAGAACAAUGGGCCAAAGAGCAAAGAGAUUUUGAGGUUUGUUGACCUCAACUGUGAAUGCGUUGUGUUUUGUAAGACACGUAAGCCCAUUGAUCCUGAGAAAUUUGUUCAUCAAUUGAUGCAGGAAUUUGCAAACCCCAAAGAAUCUCAAAAGAGGACCAGGUACGUGCAAAAACUAACUCCUGUCACAUUCUCUUGUAAUGCUUCCCUCCCGGAGCUAACGAAAUUGUCACAACGAGUUCUGAAGCCUCAUUUUCAUGAAGAGGGCACUAAACCUCUUAAAUUCGCAAUCGAAGUCACCCGCAGAAAUUUCAAUACGCUUGACAAAAUGGACAUCAUCAAAGAAGUGGCUAGAGUCGCAGGUAAUGGAGGGCAGUUGCCGCAUAAAGUCGACCUAAAAAACUAUGACAAACUGAUACUAGUUGAGUGCUUCAAAAACAAUAUCGGAAUGUCUGUAGUGAAUAGUGAGUACCGCGACGACUUCAAAAAAUACAAUAUACAACAGAUAUUUGAGUCUAAAAUCAAAGCUCAAGCAGCCAACGCGACUCAAGAUGUUAAACUGGAGCCUAAAUAA
Molecule: messenger RNA, 831 nt
Organism: Lachancea thermotolerans CBS 6340
Lineage: Eukaryota; Fungi; Ascomycota; Saccharomycetes; Saccharomycetales; Saccharomycetaceae
Gene: TAN1
Product: putative tRNA acetyltransferase
Exons: 1
Coding region: 1-831 (276 amino acids)
Biological process (GO): tRNA modification
Molecular function (GO): RNA binding
Source: RefSeq, a predicted model, not a curated record